This is a messenger RNA of Elephantulus edwardii (Cape elephant shrew), 3048 nucleotides long. It is a transcript of the gene MCC, whose product is annotated as mutated in colorectal cancers. Gene Ontology annotation, cellular component: cytoplasm. The coding region runs from base 1 to 3048 and encodes 1015 amino acids. NCBI's taxonomy places the organism in Eukaryota, Metazoa, Chordata, Mammalia, Macroscelidea, Macroscelididae. Gene Ontology annotation, biological process: negative regulation of canonical Wnt signaling pathway. Gene Ontology annotation, molecular function: calcium ion binding. The record is from RefSeq and is a predicted model, not a curated record. The transcript has 19 exons.
AUGAUGGCGGCGGCCACGGCGGGGAGCGCCAGCGGCGGCAGCAGUGGGGGCAGAGGCGGCAGCAGCAGCAGCGACACGUCCAGCACUGGAGAGGAGGAGAGGAUGCGGCGCCUCUUCCAGACGUGCGACGGCGACGGGGACGGCUACAUCAGCAGAAAUGACCUGCUAAUGGUCUGUCGCCAGUUGAAUAUGGAAGAGUCUGUGGCUGAGAUCAUGACCCAGCUGGGCGCAGAUGGAAAUGGGAAGAUUUCCUUUCAGGACUUUACAAGGUGCCGCAUGCAGCUCGUUCGAGAAAUUAGGAAGGAGGAGAGAGAGCUUUCUGUGAAGUCAGACAACUCCUACAAAAAGAAGAAGCUGAGGGAUAGAAUCGCCUCCUGGCCCACAAGCAGUGACAACAGUUUGGGUGCCUUGUCAGCGGCCAGGGAGAGCUGGGAAUAUGACUCAGGUGCCAGGGACCUGCAGAGCCCAGACCUGCAGAGUCAGUCAGCCCUGCAGAAACUGCUGGAGGGUGGUGGAAACUCCCUGCAUCAGCAGGCUGCUCUCCACAAACUGCUCACACAGCCUCCGGGUUUUAGCGGCUCUGUAGGAGGAAGCUAUCUGGAGCUGGCCAAUACGCUCCAUUUGGCAGCCCUGGCAUCACUAAAGGGAGACAUAGUGGAGCUUAAUAAGCGUCUGCAGCAGACGGAGCGGGAACGGGACCUUCUGGAAAAAAAAUUGGCCAAGGCACAGUGUGAACAGUCUCACCUCAUGAGAGAGCAUGAGGAUGUCCAGGAGCGGACGACGCUUCGGUACGAGGAGCGCAUCACUGAGCUGCACAGCAUCAUCGCCGAGCUCAAUAAGAAGAUAGACCGCUUGCAAGGCACCACCAUCAGGGAGGAGGAUGAGUACUCAGAACUGCGGUCAGAGCUCAGCCAAAGCCAGCAGGAGGUCAAUGAGGACUCUCGAAGCAUGGACCAAGACCAGACCUCUGUCUCCAUCCCCGAAAACCAUUCCACCAUGGUCACUGCUGACAUGGAUAACUGCAGCGACCUGAACUCAGAGCUUCAGAGAGUACUGACGGGGCUGGAGAGCGUCGUCUGCGGCAGGAAGAAGAGCAGCUGCAGCCUGUCCGUGGCCGAGGUGGACAGGCACAUCGAGCAGCUGACCACGGCCAGCGAGCACUGUGACUUGGCUAUUAAGACAGUUGAAGAGAUUGAAGGGGUGCUUGGCCGAGACCUGUACCCCAACCUGGCUGAGGAGCGUUCUCGCUGGGAGAAGGAGCUGGCAGGCCUGAGGGAAGAGAAUGAAAGUCUGACAGCCAUGCUGUGCAGCAAAGAAGAGGAACUGAACAGGACCAAGGCCACCAUGAAUGCCAUCCGGGAGGAGCGGGACCGGCUGCGCAGAAGGGUUCGAGAGCUUCAGACUCGACUACAGAGCGUGCAGGCCACAGGUCCCGCCAGUCCUGGCCGCCUGACUUCUGCCAACCGCCCAAUUAACCCCAGCACCGGGGAGCUGAGCACGAGCAGCAGCAGCAAUGACAUUCCCAUCGCCAAGAUUGCUGAGAGAGUGAAGCUAUCAAAGACAAGAUCUGAAUCUUCCUCCUCUGAUCGGCCAGUCCUGGGCUCGGAAAUCAGCAGCAUAGGGGUGUCCAGCAGUGUGGCCGAGCACCUGGCCCACUCCCUUCAGGACUGCUCCAACAUCCAAGAGAUCUUCCAGACACUCUACUCACAUGGAUCUGCCAUCUCAGAAAGCAAAAUCAGAGAGUUUGAGGUGGAAACGGAGCGGUUGAAUAGCCGGAUUGAGCACCUUAAAUCACAGAAUGAUCUUCUAACCAUAACCCUGGAGGAAUGCAAAAGCAAUGCUGAACGGAUGAGCAUGCUGGUGGGAAAAUACGAAUCCAAUGCCACGGCCCUGAGGCUGGCCUUACAGUACAGCGAGCAGUGCAUAGAAGCCUAUGAACUCCUCCUGGCGCUGGCCGAGAGCGAGCAGAGCCUCAUCCUGGGGCAGUUCCGGGCAGCUGGCGUGGGGUCCUCCACUGGGGACCAGUCAGGAGAUGAAAACAUCACUCAGAUGCUCAAGCGGGCUCACGACUGCCGGAAGACAGCAGAGAAUGCCGCCAAAGCCCUGCUCAUGAAACUGGACGGCAGCUGCGGGGGUGCCUUCGCCGUGGCUGGCUGCACUGUGCAGCCCUGGGAGAGCCUGUCCUCCAACAGCCACACCAGCACAACCAGCUCCACAGCCAGCAGCUGCGACACGGAGUUCACCAAGGAAGAUGAGCAGAGGCUAAAGGAUUACAUCCAGCAGCUCAAGAACGACAGGGCUGCCGUCAAGCUGACGAUGCUCGAGCUGGAGAGCAUCCACAUCGACCCCCUCAGCUACGAUGUGAAGCCUCGGGGAGACAGCCAGAGGCUGGACCUGGAGAACGCCGUGCUGAUGCAGGAGCUGAUGGCCAUGAAGGAGGAGAUGGCAGAGCUGAAGGCCCAGCUCUACUUGCUGGAGAAGGAGAAGAAGGCCCUGGAGCUGAAGCUGAGUACCCGGGAGGCCCAGGAGCAGGCUUACCUGGUACACAUCGAGCACCUCAAGUCCGAGGUGGAGGAGCAGAAGGAGCAGCGCAUGCGAUCCCUAAGUUCCACCAGCAGCGGCAGCAAGGACAAGUCUGGCAAGGAGUGUGCUGAUGCUGCCUCCCCGGCCCUGUCCCUGGCUGAACUCCGGACGGCGUGCAACGAGAGUGAGCUGGCUGCAGAGUUCGCCAACGCCAUCCGCAGAGAAAAGAAGCUGAAGGCCAGAGUUCAAGAGCUGGUGAGUGCCUUGGAAAGACUCACCAAGAGCAGUGAGAUCAGACACCAGCAAUCAGCGGAGUUCGUUAAUGACCUAAAGCGGGCCAACAGCAACCUAGUGGCUGCCUAUGAGAAAGCAAAGAAGAAGCAUCAAAACAAACUGAAAAAACUGGAAUCUCAGAUGAUGGCCAUGGUGGAAAGACAUGAGACUCAAGUGAGGAUGCUCAAGCAAAGAAUAGCUCUGCUGGAGGAGGAGAACUCGAGACCACACACCAAUGAAACUUCACUCUAA